Molecule: messenger RNA, 1803 nt
Organism: Hypoxylon fragiforme
Lineage: Eukaryota; Fungi; Ascomycota; Sordariomycetes; Xylariales; Hypoxylaceae
Product: mid region of cactin-domain-containing protein
Exons: 3
Coding region: 134-1621 (495 amino acids)
Biological process (GO): mRNA cis splicing, via spliceosome
Cellular component (GO): cytoplasm; spliceosomal complex
Molecular function (GO): protein binding
Source: RefSeq, a predicted model, not a curated record
AUUGAAGAGUGGGGCCUGGUAUGGUACUCUAAGCUUCUUCAUCAGCAAUGUAAUAAAUCAUUUUUACCAUUUACACAAUACAACAUUCACACUCACUUACCAAGACAGACUAAUUACAAAGAGUACGGACAAGAUGGACCCUGCUAGACAUGCUAUGAUCUAUGGCCGUAAGUCACCCCCACGCCGUGAUAUAGCAUCUCCUAGACGAGAUGCCAAUACCAGAAUCACGAAGCCUUCGCGACCGACCCAACAGAAAUCAACAAAAUCGACAAAUCCCACCACACAAAACUGGCUAAGUCAAGAUGAACAGUCCCGACAAUUUGUCGCAGAUGAAGACAAAUUCGUUCUGAAGCAGUCAAAGAAGAAGGCAGACAUUCGCGUUCGAGAGGGACGAGCAAAGCCUAUCGAUCUCCUGGCAUUCAACAUACGAUACGUCGACACCGACCGCGAUGUCUUUGACGAUGACGAAGCUGAUGUCGAUAUCGACGUGCCCGCUCCCAUCUCCAUUAUCAAUGGCUUGAAAGAGUCCGAGCUUGACGAACUCGAUGGCGAUAUUACGUCGUAUUACACACUGGAAUCAAAUAAGAUGAACAGAGACUAUUGGAAGGCCUUGCAAACGCUCUGCGCUGAUAGAAGGCAGCGACUGAAGCCUAUGCGACCGGAGGAACGUGCUGUCAGCUCGGUUAUCGCUGAUGUAGAUAAGAUUUUGGGCCCAAAGAACCUGGCGCAGUUGGAGAAAUUAGAAGGCCAGAUUCAGGCCAAGCUACGUUCAGACGAGGUCAUGGACACUGAUUACUGGGAGCAGCUUCUCAAAAGCCUACAGAUUUUCAAAGCCAAAGCCAAGCUCACGAACAUCUACGAGUCGAUUAAACAGAGUAGGAUUGCACUUCUAAAAGAACGGAAUCCAGAAAAGGCCAAGGCACUCGCCGACCUGGAGUCGCUUGGAGGCACCGCAUCGAUCUCAUCGAAGGAUUUGUCCUCCAGUUCUACUUCCAAGCCAAAACAAGCUCUGGCGACAACUACUCCCGUCAGCAACCAAACUGACGCACCACCUCCGGGCACUGCUAGAUUCGCAACGGGUGGUAAUGAGGACUUCUCUCAGGCUACCAAAGCUCUGUACGAGAGAGAGGUCGCUCGAGGGAUUAGUGAAAACGAAGAGAUAUUCGCUGCCGAAGAGACUGUCCCGAGUGCUACGAAGCCGCAAUGGGCCGAGAAAUACCGGCCCCGAAAGCCACGGUAUUUCAACCGAGUGCAGAUGGGUUAUGAAUGGAACAAGUACAACCAGACGCACUAUGACCACGAUAACCCGCCACCAAAAGUAGUUCAAGGUUACAAAUUUAAUAUAUUUUAUCCUGAUCUCAUUGACAAGACAAAAGCGCCUACCUUCAAGAUCAUUCGCGAGCACGGCAGAAGAAAGGGCGAAUCGUUCGCGCCGGCAGGGGAGGAGGAUACUUGUUUAAUUCGAUUUGUUGCUGGUCCACCAUACGAAGAUAUCGCCUUUCGGAUCGUUGAUCGGGAAUGGGACUACAGUGCCAAGAAGGAUCGCGGCUUCAAGAGUAGCUUCGACAAGGGCAUUCUCCAACUUCACUUCCAGUUCAAAAAGAUUUACUACCGAAAAUAAGAGGUCCAAGGCAUUAUUCGUUGGGUGGUAUAUUCCGGUGGCAAAUGCAUGGGUCUAUCAUGUUAGGUAGAUAUCUUCCAAGUCACAUACAAUAUAAAAUUUGUGCAGUUGCUUCAAAUUUUAUUGUUCAGGCAAGCAAAACAACACAAUGCUAUUUUAUGAUGCUAGUAAAUGAAUUUCAC